This is a messenger RNA of Pteronotus mesoamericanus, 4051 nucleotides long. RefSeq names its product protein tyrosine phosphatase receptor type O (gene PTPRO). Gene Ontology annotation, molecular function: cadherin binding; Wnt-protein binding; protein tyrosine phosphatase activity. Lineage: Eukaryota; Metazoa; Chordata; Mammalia; Chiroptera; Mormoopidae. Gene Ontology annotation, biological process: axon guidance; negative regulation of canonical Wnt signaling pathway; peptidyl-tyrosine dephosphorylation involved in inactivation of protein kinase activity. The record is from RefSeq and is a predicted model, not a curated record. Gene Ontology annotation, cellular component: plasma membrane; glutamatergic synapse; GABA-ergic synapse. The transcript has 27 exons.
AUGUGCAGACAAGUCAGAAAUGAGAGUCAGGAAGGAAGGAGUAGCCAACGCAGCGUAUGCUCCCAAGAGAUUCCCAGCGACCCUAGUGAGAGCAGAGCUGGUGAGAUGAUGCGAGUGGAAGCCAGUCCAGAGUGGUCUGAAGAGGAUGUCCGCAGUGAGGGGGGGAGCGGAGGCAGAGACUGUUCAAGAACAGCAGUGCCUGGCACGUUUCUGGAGUACCUCGGGCGCAAAACGGGAACAGGAGCAGCCGCAGGGAGAUUGGAAAGGCAGCAUGGGCCCUCCGGGAGCAGCCUCGGCGCCCAGGGUCUGAGGCUGCAGCCCCAGUUCGCCAUUGUGAGCCUCCCCCGAGGGAACCUGCCUGCUUCACCGUCCCUCCAGGUCGCCGUCUGAGCCGCGAUGGGGCACCUGCCCACGAGGACGGGCGGCGGCCGCCGCCUCCUGCCCCUGCUCUGGCUCUUUGUGCUACUCAAGAAUGCUACAACAUUCCGUGUAACUGUGCAAGAUGAUAAUAGCAUCGUUGUCUCUUUAGAAGCUUCAGAUGUCAUGAGUCCAUCAUCUGUGUAUGUUGUGAAGAUAACUGGUGAAUCAAAAAAUUACUUCUUCGAAUUUGAGCAAUUCAACAGCACUCUGCCUCCUCCUGUUAUCUUUAAGGCCAAUUAUCAUGGCCUUUAUUAUAUAAUCACUCUGGUGGUGGUAAAUGGACAUGUGGUUAUGAAGCCAUCCAGAUCAAUCACUGUGUUAACAAAACCUCUACCUGUAACCAGUGUUUCAAUAUAUGACUAUAAACCUUCUCCUGAAACAGGAGUCUUGUUUGAAAUUCAUUAUCCAGAAAAAUAUAAUGUUUUCACAAGAGUAAACAUAAGCUACUGGGAAGGUAAAGACUUCCGGACAAUGUUAUAUAAAGAUUUCUUUAAGGGAAAAACAGUAUUUAAUCACUGGCUGCCAGGGAUAUGCUAUAGUAAUAUUACCUUUCAGCUGGUAUCAGAAGCAACUUUUAAUAAAAGUACUCUUGUGGAGUACAGUGGCGUCAGCCAUGAACCCAAACAACACAGAACCGCCCCUUACCCACCUCGAAAUAUCUCAGUUCGUAUUAUUAACUUGAACAAAAACAAUUGGGAAGAACAGAGUGGCAGCUUCCCGGAGGAGUCGUUCAUGAGAUCGGAAGAUUCAAUGGGAAAAGACAAACUCUUCCAUUUUACAGAUGAAACUGCCGAUGUUCCCUCGGGCAACAUUUCUUCUGGGUGGCCUGACUUUAACAGCAGUGAUUAUGAAACUACAUCCCAGCCACAUUGGUGGGACAGUGCAUCUGAGACUCCUGACAGGGAAGACGAGUUUGUCAGCGUCCUUCCUCUGGCAUAUGAAAAUAACAGUACACUCAGUGACGCUGAGAAGUCCCCCGCGGGCCCUUCCUCAUUUUUCCCUGUGCAAAUGAUACUGAGUUGGUUACCACCCAAGCCACCCACUGCCUUUGACGGGUUCCACAUCCACAUAGAAAGAGAAGAAAACUUUACUGAACAUUUGACAGUGGCUGAAGAAGCACAUGAAUUUGUUACAGAACUGAAGGAGCCUGGGAAAUAUAAGCUAUCUGUGACAACCUUUAGUUCCUCAGGAUCUUGUGAAACUCGAAAGAGUCAGUCAGCAAAAUCACUCAGUUUUUAUAUCAGUCCUUCAGGAGAGUGGAUUGAAGAACUAACCGAGAAGCCCCAGCACGUGAGUGUCCAUGUUUUAAGUGCAACCACUGCCUUGAUGUCAUGGACAUCUUCCCAAGAGAACUACAACGGCACCAUUGUGUCUGUGGUGUCACUCACCUGCCAGAAACAAAAGGAGAGCCAGAGGCUGGAAAAACAGUACUGCACACAGGUGAACUCAAGCAAAUCUAUUAUUGAAAAUCUGGUUCCCGGUGCCCAGUAUCAGGUUGUGAUGUACCUAAAGAAAGGCCCUUUGAUUGGACCACCUUCAGAUCCUGUGACAUUUGCCAUUGUUCCAACUGGAAUAAAGGAUUUAAUGCUCUACCCCUUGGGUCCUACAGCAGUAGUUUUGAGCUGGACCAGACCUUAUUUAGGAGUGUUCAGAAAAUAUGUGGUUGAAAUGUUUUACUUCAAUCCUACGACAAUGACAUCAGAAUGGACAACCUAUUAUGAAAUAGCAGCGACUGUCUCCUUAACUGCAUCAGUGAGAAUAGCUAAUCUGUUACCAGCCUGGUACUACAACUUUCGAGUGACCAUGGUGACGUGGGGAGACCCAGAGCUGAGCUGCUGUGACAGUUCCACCAUAAGCUUCAUAACAGCCCCAGUUGCUCCAGAAAUCACUUCUGUGGAGUAUUUCAACAGUCUCUUAUAUAUAAGUUGGACAUAUGGGGAUGACACAACCGACCUCUCCCACUCUAGAAUGCUGCACUGGAUGGUUGUUGCAGAAGGGAAGAAGAAAAUUAAAAAGAGCGUAACACGCAAUGUCAUGACUGCAAUUCUCAGUCUGCCUCCGGGAGAUAUCUACAAUCUCUCAGUAACUGCGUGUACUGAAAGAGGAAGGAAUACCUCCACACUCCACCUUGUCAAGCUAGAACCGGCUCCUCCAAAAUCACUCUUUGCAGUGAAUAAAACCCAGACUUCAGUGACUUUGCUGUGGGUGGAAGAGGGAGUAGCUGAUUUCUUUGAAGUCUUCUGUCAACAAAUGGGCUCUAGUCAGGAAACAAAGCUCCAGGAACCGAUUUCUGUUUCUUCUCAUGUUGUGACCAUCUCCAGCCUCCUUCCUGCCACUGCCUACAACUGUAGUGUCACCAGCUUUAGCCACAACAGCCCCAGUGUCCCCACAUUCAUAGCCGUCUCAACAAUGGUUACAGAGAUGAAUCCCAAUGUGGUAGUCAUCUCAGUGCUGGCCAUUCUUAGCACUCUGCUCAUUGGACUGCUGCUGGUCACCUUGAUCAUCCUCAGGAAAAAGCACCUGCAGAUGGCUAGGGAGUGUGGAGCAGGAACUUUUGUCAAUUUUGCAUCCUUGGAGAGGGAUGGAAAGCUUCCAUACAACUGGCGUAGGAGUAUAUUUGCUUUCUUAACUCUGCUACCUUCAUGUCUUUGGACUGAUUAUCUUUUGGCAUUUUAUAUUAAUCCUUGGAGUAAAAAUGGUUUAAAGAAGAGAAAACUGACUAACCCGGUUCAACUGGAUGACUUUGACGCCUACAUCAGGGACAUGGCCAAAGACUCUGACUAUAAAUUUUCUCUUCAAUUUGAGGAGUUGAAAUUGAUUGGGCUGGAUAUUCCACACUUUGCUGCAGACCUUCCACUGAACCGAUGUAAAAAUCGUUACACAAACAUCCUACCAUAUGACUUCAGCCGAGUGAGAUUAAUAUCCAUGAAUGAAGAGGAAGGAGCAGACUACAUCAAUGCCAACUAUAUUCCUGGAUACAACUCAUCUCAGGAGUAUAUUGCCACACAGGGACCAUUGCCUGAAACCAGAAAUGACUUUUGGAAGAUGGUCCUACAACAGAAGUCUCAGAUUAUUGUCAUGCUCACUCAGUGUAACGAGAAAAGGAGGGUGAAAUGUGACCAUUACUGGCCAUUCUCGGAAGAACCCAUAGCUUACGGAGACAUCACGGUGGAGAUGAUCUCGGAGGAAGAGCAGGAUGACUGGGCCUGUAGGCACUUCCGGAUCAGCUAUGCUGACGAGAUGCAGGAUGUGAUGCAUUUUAACUACACUGCGUGGCCUGAUCACGGAGUGCCCACUGCAAAUGCUGCAGAAAGUAUCCUGCAGUUUGUCCAUGUGGUCCGACAGCAAGCAGCAAAGAGCAAAGGCCCCAUGAUCGUGCACUGCAGCGCUGGCGUCGGCCGGACAGGGACGUUCAUCGCCCUGGACAGGCUCUUGCAGCACAUUCGGGAGCAUGAGUUUGUUGACAUCUUAGGGCUGGUGUCAGAAAUGAGGUCAUACCGGAUGUCCAUGGUUCAGACAGAGGAGCAGUACAUUUUUAUCCAUCAAUGUGUGCAACUGAUAUGGAUGAAGAAGAAGCAGCAGUUCUGCAUCAGUGACGUCAUCUAUGAGAAUGUUAGCAAGUCCUAGUUCA